Dracunculus medinensis (Guinea worm) is the source of this 879-nucleotide messenger RNA. The record is from the annotation of a GenBank genome assembly. Lineage: Eukaryota; Metazoa; Nematoda; Chromadorea; Rhabditida; Dracunculidae.
AUGGCAGGGGAGCCAUCCGAAUUUGAAAUUAACUCGAAUGGCAAAUCGAUCGUCGUUGGUGACACCAAAGGAAACAUUAUUUCAUUCCAGAUAAUGCAACGAAAGGAUAAUUUGCUUUCAUUAACCGGUGAGAGCAUAAGGCAUAAAUCGAGCAUUCGUGGUAUUGCAUUAAAUUUCACCACCGAUUUAUUGGCCACUUGUUCAAAUGAUCCGAAAAUUUGCCUUUCAUCAUUUGAUUCAGAUUAUUCAAAAGUUGGUAAGCAGCAAAUGCAAAUAUCAAUGCAAGACAAUGUGCGAGCGCUCACAUUUAUGGAGGAUUUGGCCAAUCAUUCGAGUAUUUUAAUUUCCGCUGUUGGGAAAUUCAUUUGUAUCACAGAUUGUUGUUCAGGAAUCACAUUUAGGAGUUUAAAUGGGCACACUGGCUGUGUAACAUCAUUGCGAACGUGGAAUGGCUGCAUGUUUGCUAGCUCAUCAACUGAUAAAACCAUACGUAUAUGGGAUAUGCGAGUGUGCAACGCUGUUAAAAUUUUGGGUCAACUAUCAAAAUCAGCAAGUAACCACAUUUUCUUAUCGCGUAAUAUUUGGGUCAAAUUGUUAAAAUUUUAUCCUAUUUCCUUUUAUCUUUUAUUACUAAUAAAUUUCUGCAUAAAUAAGAUUAACGAUAUGAAAUUAUGUGAUAAUUUUUCAGUAAGUGGUGCUUUUUCUGUCGAUAGCGGUGGCCGAAUAUUGAUACGUGGUGAUUGUGAAGGGAAUUUAUCUGCAUUUGAUAUUUCAACUACUAAAAUGAUUUUCAGUGGGAAAAUUUUCAAUUCACAAGUCAAUUGCCUUCGCAUUACCAAUGAAUCGCGUUAUGUGGUCGCUUCCGAUCGAACUUGGUAA